AUGGAGUCCCCCCGCCAGCUCUCACCAGCUGCCUCCCCGGGCCUGCACCCCAUCGCCUCACCCGGGGCCUCACCCGCGCGCUCCCGCGCCUCCUCUCGAGGCUCGCACCUAAGCCUGGACCUAUCCUGCCUGCCGCCAUUAACGCAGCCCGCAAAGCCAACCAACACCCUUCUGAUCACCAACCUCAACAACCCCACCCUCUUCACGCAGCCGCACAUCACGCAGCUGCGGGACAUUAUAUCCGCGACGUCCCCCCUGGCCAGCUGGUCACCCUUGAAGUCCUUCCGGCGCAUCGUCUGUUCCUUUUCCAGCACGGACGACGCGAUCAGUGUCCGCACCGCACUCGACGGCAGCGCGUUGAUGGGGGACCGGGUGCGGGUGUACUUCGGCGAGCACACGCCUCUGCAGCCGAUCGACCAGCACCUGCAAGCGCCGGAGGCGUCGAAGCUAUUUUUCAUUUCGCCGCCGCCGUCGCCGCCGCACGGCUGGGAGUCGCGCAACGAGGAGCCGCCGAACCAGGUCGUUGUCGCCGAGGACCUGGCGCACGCGCUCGCCCGCCUCUCCUGGGAGCCGAAGCAUCAGGAUGAAAAUAACAAUACGGCGGCCGCAGGGGACGCGAAUAGGGAGAGGAUUGGGAGGCCGAGGAGCGCGAGCUCGGUACUCUUGUUUGAACCCGAGAAGGGAGACGAGAAGGAGAUGCCCGCUAUCAGUGUUGAUGAUUACACCGACUCAGGUGACGAGAAUAGUCCCGUUGAGCCGCCGGCUGCGUUGUUGGCUGGCCUGCCGAAGGUGGAGCAGGUACACACGCAGAGGCCGCCGGUGGAGUUGAUGUGA
This is a messenger RNA of Tricharina praecox, 834 nucleotides long. RefSeq names its product Calcipressin-domain-containing protein. Gene Ontology annotation, biological process: calcium-mediated signaling. The transcript is spliced from 2 exons. Bases 1 to 834 code for a protein of 277 amino acids. Lineage: Eukaryota; Fungi; Ascomycota; Pezizomycetes; Pezizales; Pyronemataceae. The record is from RefSeq and is a predicted model, not a curated record. Gene Ontology annotation, molecular function: nucleic acid binding; calcium-dependent protein serine/threonine phosphatase regulator activity. Gene Ontology annotation, cellular component: nucleus; cytoplasm.